Molecule: messenger RNA, 5081 nt
Organism: Linum trigynum
Lineage: Eukaryota; Viridiplantae; Streptophyta; Magnoliopsida; Malpighiales; Linaceae
Source: the annotation of a GenBank genome assembly
GUCCUACUCCCCCCAAAAACAAGAAUAAUCUCUCAAAUCUUUCCUUUCCUUUCCUUCUUCUCCUUUCUGUCACUUCUCUGCCUCAAAAGCUUCAACCUUUCUUCUCCCUCCUCCUUCCACCAGAGGAAAACAUCUAUCCCAGAACCACAAACCAAUUACCUCCAUUUCUGCACAAGCUUUGAAAAUCCAAACUGGUUCCCUGUUGGAAUAGCCAUUUCCAACACAAGCUGCCGAUGAGUUUCAGCUCUCUUCACUCCCAAAGUUUCUACAUUGCCCUGAAAAUCCCCACGACCUCCUUUCGCCGCAAGCUCUGUUAGAUCGUUGAAGGGUCAGUAAUUAAAAUUUAAAAGGGUAACUGGUUUUCCCCCUGAAUCCCAAAUCCCAUCAGAACGCCAAAAUCUCUCUCUGCCUUGAAUCAUACAUGGCGAGCGACACAGUCUCCGGCGGCAUCGUUGGUUUUGGCCUCCUCUCUUGCGAUCCUCUCUGGAUACCUCCCCCUUCCGUCGAUUUCCACGGGGCGAGACAUUUGUUGGAUUUCGACAAUGUUGGGGGCGGAGACGCCAUGGACGGAGGAAGUUUCUUCCACUCUCUGGUGAAAGAAGAGCUCUGCGACGAGGAUUUCGAACUGGGUUCCAGCCCUAGAGGUAAGAAACGGCGGCUGACCAUCGGCCAGGUUCACUCCCUGGAAAGAAGCUUCGAGAUGGAGAACAAGCUGGAGCCGGAGAGAAAAGUGCAGCUUGCCCAGGAGCUCGGCUUGCAGCCUCGCCAGGUCGCCAUUUGGUUCCAGAAUCGCCGGGCUCGGUUCAAGAACAAGCAGCUGGAGAGAGAUUUCGACUCCCUCCGUGCCAACUUCGACCGCCUCAAAUCCGAUUACAACUCCCUGCUCCAAGAAAAAGAAUCCCUAAAAAACGAGGUGAAUUCGCUGAAGGAGAAAUUGGGGACGAGGGCGAAUCUGACUAAUUUGGGUGGAACGGGGACGUUUAUGGUCCCGGCCAUUAUUCCGCCGCCGCCGAUGAAGCCAGAGGAAGCAACGGCGACGGCGACGGGGAAGAGCGACGUGAUCAAUUCGGACAGCCCGCAUUCGGUGCUGAUGGAAGCGGCGGAGUCGUCGCAAGUCUUCGAGGAGAACCUUUCGGAUUACUUCUCCCAGGACGAAGACGACAGCCUGUACAUUAACAACAACAUUAGAAACAACAACGAACUUCUGAUGAUGGCUCAGCCGUCCAUUAACGGGUUCCCCAAAUUCAACGAGCUUCCUGGGGUGCCCAAUUCCUGCGGUUUCGAGUUUCCUGUGGAGGAUCAGCCCUUUCUGGUGCUGGAUUUGAUGAACUGGAUGUGAUUUUUUAAACGAAGGAAGUCCGUCCAGAGAUUCCCGGAGACUUUGAAGAACCAGAAAUUGUUAAAGCAGUAGUUUCCAAUUUCACACAGCUUCUGUACAAAGAAAAAUCAGUGCACAGUGGAUCGUAAGAAAAGAUUUGGCGCUCUUGGUGCUAACCACGGUGGUUAAUCAUCCUGUGGUUGUAGUAAGUAUGGCACUCAAGACGAGAAAUUUGACUUGGAGUGAAACGAAGUUGCCUAGGGGCGCCAAUGGUGGUUUACUUGCGUAGUAGUUACACAGUAAAAAAAAAGUAUAAUGUAGUGUGUUUUUUUUUACUUUAUAUCAUUUAUCCUGAUAGGGUUAACUUUAACUCUCUGCUUUGAGCAAGUUCCCUUUGUAAAAGCCGUUGGGCCAUUAAAGAAGCUCUCUCUUGGCAAGAUUUGUGAAUAAGCAAUCAAAAUCCAAUUUCAAGUUUCAACCCUUUCUUUCUGCAAAUCAUUUGCAUCAUUUUGGUUACAUUGUGGCUUCCUGGAAAUGGAGUUACUUGAAAUUUUUAGGUACUUUUUCAUCUAGCAAGUGAGGUAUGUUCCUAGUCGAACUAACUGAGGACGUUAGAGAGUCGAACGAUAUUAGAUUCGGUUAACCGAAACUUCAAGAAAUUACAUGAUCUUUUGUUUAACCAAACUUAACAGUAGAGUUCAUAUAUCAAUAUAAUGAAUGAUAAGAACAUGUGGAAAAUAUAACUAGCAGGCAAAGGAUUCAUCAUCAAGCCUCCUCCUGUGUGCUUAUGAAAGCCGUUCAGACAAAGGAGGCAAUUGCGGGUUUCACUUUCAAAGGGAGGGGAAACAACGUGAAUCAACAAGUUUGAAUAGUUUGACAAGUCAUGAAACUUUUUGUGUAGUUACUUUUUUGUUUUCCCCUUUCUGGGUGGCUUUGCUUGGCUAAGUCAAGAUUCUGGUGUCAUAUAUGUACUGGUGUGCCAAGUUUCCAUAAUAAAGGCUCUUCACAUAGCCAUGACUUCUAGGCACAUCUACUCUUUUUAGGGUAGUGAAGGAUGUUGACAACCACCAAAACAAAAGAUUUUUUAUAACAAAGCCAAAGGAGGGAUGUUGACAUGUUUGUGUACUCAUGGAAGGUUAGACAAAUUCAUCAACCCCCUUUUUUGACAUUAAGAUCCAAUGUUAUUCCACAAGGUCAUAGGUGUCACAAAUUUGAUAUAGUAUAUUGAUUCAGUUAUCCGGAAGAGAAGAUCCCGCUAUAAAGCGAGCAACUUGAUCAACUCUAGUGUUAAACUUCGUAGACCUUAAUAAGAAGGUUCGAUCUGAGAGUUGACGUCAUUGGUCUUAUCCAUACGACACUCUUUCAAGGGGAUUUCAAAGAGUCUUGUGAUAAAACUUGAAUCAAUACUAGAUAAUCUGAUUGGAUCGCACAUUAUGCGCCAUAUUCUUGUGCUAAUUUAAGACCUUCUAGAAGGGCUUUCAUUCCAGCUUCAAUUGGGAUAGAACUAGGGAUUGUAUCAGCUCGACCAUCACAUACUUGUUCAUGAUGUUCAAUAUUUCAUCUUUCUUUCACUAGGAUCAAUUCACUCUUUGACCUUCAAGUGGUCUUGAGGGCCGCUACUAAUUCUGAUACUGGUAAGUGCUUUUUGUUGUACAAGACAUACGAUCACUCCAAAGGAUUUAAUGUAUGAAAUUAGAAUGUGUUGUUCCCGAGUUCCCUUACGAUUUAAGCUCUUAAUCACGAUAGUCCCCAAAUUGGUAGGGUCUAGGGGGUUCAAAUUGGCGGGUAAUGGAACUUGCCAAUUUUGGUCAUAAGACCUAACAAUUUGGCUAGGUGCAACAUCUCACAUAUAGUAAGUUUUGGGAAACUGCAGGUUGUUGGACUGAAAUUGGGGUUAGGCAACCUACCAAUAACAUAUUGUGCACCCUUAAGUGGCUAUCUCCUUCAUUCGACAUCAAAUUUUGUCCUUGUUUUCAGGCAAGGAAAAACUGGUGUUUGAACUCAAUAAAUGCACCUUGGACUUCUUGAACAACGACAAUAACACGGUUCACUCCUCUCCGAACAAUGUUCGAACGAGGGUGUUUGAUGAUUUUGAUGGCUGAUAAAACUAAGUUAAAUUACUUCUACUCCUAUGGAGGUUCAGUGAGAGCUCCAGAAAUCAAAGGCUACGACUAUGGCUACAUUGAAGAGGAAAGAUAAGUUUGACAUGUGGUGUCAAAUAUUUGGUUGUGGACUCUUUGAUUCGUCUUCGUUUCUCCUAUUUAUAGCCAUCACUUGUAACCGCCGUGUAACCGUCUCUAGUUCACCGCUUCUCCUCUGCUUGGUGCUUGAUGUAGCUUGCUUAACGCCUUGAGUGUUUGCCACUUGAUACCUUGCACCUUGUUGACUUCACUUGAUAGCUAGCCCCUUGUGUCAUGGAGGUGUCUUGCUUGGUGAUUGAGGGCUUCAAGCUUGGUGGUACUCGUGCUAACCACCCUCGACACUAGGGUGCUUGGGGGCUGAUGGAUGCACACUGACCCCCUUGGGGGUGACAUCAUACUUGUAGGGUCUUGACAAACUGGUCUACCACAUGAUGAUAUACAUGCCUGACCACUUAGAAACUUGAUGACCUUGCACGAGACUUAGCGGUAUCCGGUGCUUGACCCCCUUGGACGGUAUCAUGCAUGACCCCCCUUGUGGUUGGAUCUCCAUACUUAGCCAAUUUUCACCUUCUUUUGACGCAUCACGUGUAGGGAUACUCGUGAUAGCUCUCCUUGCACAACAUCAUGUUUGACACCCUAGCGCAAGGUAGGUAGACGACAUAGUGCUUGACCCCCCUUGCAUGACAUCAUGCUUGACCCCCUGGGAUGAUGUAAUGCUUGACCCCCCUUGUGCUAUGGGUCUCAACACUUAGCCAAAUUUUGCCUUUCUUUGCCACCACAGUUUAGGGACUUGCGUUUCCCUUCUCCCCUUGCCACAUGCUUGAUACCCGGUAGGUGGCUAGACCCCCUUGCGUCUCAUCAUACUCGACUCAAUGUCAUGCUUGACCCCCCUUGGACACUAUGACAUGGAUGAUGCCGUGCUUGACCCCCCUUGGAAGAUUUCAUGCAUGACCCCCUUUGGAUGAUGUCAUGCUUGACCCCCCUUGUGCUAUGGGUCUCAACACUUAGCCAAUUUUCGCCUUCUUUCCCAUCAUGUCUAGCGGUACUCGCGAUGACCCCUUUGCAUGACAUCAUGCUUGACCCCCCCUGGGAUGAUGUCAUGCUUGACCCCCCUAGUGGUUAGGUCUUAACACUUAGCCAAAUUUUGCCCCCACCAUGCCGACUUGGGUGGAUGUCAUGCAUGACCCCCCUUGAACGAUGUCAUACUUGACCCCCCUUGUGCUAUGGGUCUUAACACUUAGCCAAUUUUCGCUUUCUUUCCCACCAUGCCGACUUGGGUGUUUGAUGUUGAAGGGUGUCAACACGCUUGGCACUUGACCCCCCUUGGACACUAUGACAUGGAUGAUGCCGUGCUUGACCCCCUUGGACGAUGUCAUGCUUGACCCCCCUUGUGCUAUGGGUCUCAACACUUAGCCAAUUUUCGCUUUCUUUCCCAUCAUGUCCAGUGGUACUUGCGAUGGUUGAUGUUGAAGGGUGUCAACACGCUUGGCACUUGAUCCCUCUUGCGUGACGGGUGGGUGUUUGGUGGGUCAAGUGGUGUGUGUUGAGGUACCUUGUAUGAAGCCCAAAAUACCAUCAUUUAGGCCCAGCUUAAACUAAUUUAAUUAAUAUGGUUAAGUUGG